This is a messenger RNA of Chrysoperla carnea, 2940 nucleotides long. RefSeq names its product glycogen [starch] synthase (gene GlyS). Bases 147 to 2180 code for a protein of 677 amino acids. The record is from RefSeq and is a predicted model, not a curated record. NCBI's taxonomy places the organism in Eukaryota, Metazoa, Arthropoda, Insecta, Neuroptera, Chrysopidae. Gene Ontology annotation, molecular function: alpha-1,4-glucan glucosyltransferase (UDP-glucose donor) activity. The transcript has 12 exons. Gene Ontology annotation, biological process: glycogen biosynthetic process. Gene Ontology annotation, cellular component: cytoplasm.
GCGGAAUUGUGGAACAGAAUACUAUUUUUAUAAACAUGAUCGUAGAAUCAUAACGUCACGUCUCAAGUCGAUUUAUUCAAGAUUGUGAUUGUCUUUAAAUUAAAUAAUUUAAAUUUUUUUAAAUUAAUUUUUUUUUCAUAGCAAGUAUGUCUAGAGAAAGGGCGUCUAGACGAUUUUAUCGUGUUGAAUCGUGUACGGAUCUUUUUGAUCGUGGUGAAACUGCUCAAAAUGAAAAUCGAUGGACAUUUGAAGUUGCGUGGGAGGCAGCAAAUAAAGUUGGUGGAAUUUAUACCGUAAUUCGAUCGAAAGCAUAUAUUUCAACCGAAGAAUUAGGUGAUCAAUAUUGUCUGUUAGGGCCAUACAAAGAACAAUGUGCCCGGCAGGAAGUGGAAGAAGCUGAUUUCGAUCAUAAUAGUCCAUUGCAUAUGGCUGUUGAUCGAAUGCGACAACAAGGAUUUAAAGUGCAUACCGGCACUUGGUUGGUAGAUGGAAAUCCACAAAUUAUAUUGUUCGAUAUUGGUAGUGCGGCAUGGAAACUUGACGAAUAUAAAGCAGAGCUUUGGAACACAUGUAAUUUAGGUAUCCCUCAUUUAGAUAUUGAAGCGAAUGAUGCAAUUAUAUUAGGUUAUCAAGUAGCUCAAUUUAUUCAAGAGUUUAUUAAUGCUGGAGAAUCAAUAGGCGUGCCACCCCGAGUGGUAACACAUUUUCAUGAAUGGCAAGCAGGUGUUGGAUUAAUCGCUUUACGUACACGAAAAGUAAAAGUAGCAACUGUUUUCACAACUCAUGCAACACUACUAGGAAGAUAUUUAUGUGCUGGAAACACUGAUUUUUAUAAUAAUCUCGAUAAGUUUAGCGUGGAUGAAGAAGCUGGAAAGCGACAAAUUUAUCAUCGAUAUUGUAUGGAACGAGCUGCGUCACAUUUAACUCACGUCUUUACAACCGUGUCUGAAAUCACAGGAUUCGAAGCUGAACAUCUCUUGAAAAGAAAACCAGAUUUUAUUACACCAAAUGGUUUAAACGUAAAAAAAUUUUCUGCGUUGCAUGAAUUCCAAAAUUUACAUGCAAUAUCAAAAGAAAAAAUUCAUGAAUUUGUACGAGGUCAUUUUUAUGGUCAUUUUGAUUUUAAUUUAGAUAAAACAUUAUAUUUCUUUAUUGCUGGUCGAUACGAAUUCGGUAACAAAGGCGCUGAUAUAUUUAUUGAGGCUCUUGCUAGAUUAAAUCAUUAUAUUAAGAGUUCGAAUACAGACAUAACUGUCGUAGCUUUUCUGAUUUUCCCGGCUAAAACAAAUAAUUUCAACGUCGAAAGUUUAAGAGGGCAUGCUGUUACAAAAAGUUUGCGUGAUACAAUUAACGAUAUUCAACAAAAAAUUGGAAAACGAAUGUAUGAUAUUUGUUUAAGCGGAAGAUUACCUGACACAUCAGAACUAUUGGAAAAAGAUGAUACGGUUAAAAUUAAAAGAUGUCUGUAUUCAUUGCAACGAGAUGGAUUACCACCAAUUACUACACAUAAUGUUGUAGAUGAUUGGAAUGAUCCUGUUUUGAAUGGAGUACGACGGUGUAAAAUGUUUAACACAGUCCACGACAGAGUAAAGGUAGUCUUCCAUCCAGAAUUUUUGAGUUCUACAAAUCCAUUGUUUGGGUUAGAUUAUGAAGAAUUUGUUCGAGGAUGUCAUUUAGGAGUAUUCCCAAGUUACUAUGAACCAUGGGGCUAUACUCCAGCAGAAUGUACUGUAAUGGGUAUUCCAAGUAUUACCACAAAUUUAUCAGGUUUUGGAUGUUUUAUGCAAGAACAUAUUGCGGAUCCAAUGUCGUACGGUAUCUAUGUGGUUGAUAGAAGAUAUAUUUCGUUGGAAAAUAGUGUACAACAACUUGCCCAAUUUAUGUACGACUUCUCACGGUUAAAUCGACGACAAAGAAUUAUCCAGCGAAAUCGUACAGAACGUUUAAGCGAUUUAUUAGACUGGAGAAAUUUAGGAGUGUACUACAGAGACGCUCGACAACAAGCAUUACAAGCCGUUUAUCCUGAUCUAACGUUCGAAAAGACAGAUGGAACAUCACGAUUUAGAUAUCCACGACCAUUAUCAGAGCCACCUAGUCCUAGUUCAACACCUGCAGCUUCAGAGCUUGGUAGUGAUUCAGAAGAUGAUGAAAAAGAGUUAGAAGAACUUGGCAUCAAGUAGAAAAUAACCCAAACAAAUCGAUAAACUUUUUAUUAGUGAAUAACCAAUUUAGAAAUUUUUACUGCCAAAUUGAAUAAACACAGUUUAUUGCACGUUUUCAUAAAAAAAAUACACUACGGAAAAGUAAUUUGGAGGUCAUUUAUAAAUUUUGUGGGGCAAGUUAAAGAGCGAAUGUAAAGUAUAUGCGAUGGAAUACAUGAGGACCUUUUGAUAGAGUAGAGUUUUAUUAAAAUUAAAAUAGAAAAGAGAAACUUCCAUCAUAAUUUAUAAAUCAUCCCCGAAUAUUACUGUCGUUAUAAUAAUUAUAGAAGAUUAUGAAUUAAAUAUUAUUGAUGCUGUGUUAAUUUUAAGUAAUAUUAAAUUAAGAUACACAUGUACUGGACGGUCGAACAAAAUGCUGGCACAUUUUAAGCUAACGCUUAUCUAAUAGCUUAUUGUUGCAGUUAGCUGAUCUAAUACAUUGUGGUAGCAGUUUUUUUGACAUUCUGUAUGUUAAUAAUCUCUACGUCAGCAAAUUUUAGCUCAUAAUUUUAAUUUUAGGCACUGUUUUUUUGCGUUCAAUAAUAAUCGAUUUUAACUGUCGAAAAGUUAAUAUUUAUAAGUUUCAUUUUGGCAGUAUUAGAUCAAUUAAGUAAAACAUUGAAUUCAGUUACAGUUCAAAUUUAUAUCGUAUUUAUUUGAAACAAUUAAGAUAAUAGGAGUAGUUUUCAGGGCACCGAUCUUAUAACUUCAUAAAAUAGUUGAGUCGCUUAAUAUCGUC